CAAAUGGUUUGAGUUAUGCUGUAUUGUUUCAUUGCCUCUUGGCAGGUAUGCUAUGCCAAAGUAUUGGACUACAGACACAAAUUUAUUGAGGCAGCUCAGCGGUACAAUGAGCUCUCGUACAAGCCAAUUCAUGAGGCCGAGCAAAUGAUUGCUCUCAGGAAUGCUCUCAUUUGUACAAUCCUGGCCUCUGCUGGUCAGCAAAGAUCACGUAUGCUGGCCACACUGUUCAAAGAUGAGAGGUGUCAGCAGCUACCUGCCUACAACAUUCUGGAAAAGAUGUAUCUAGAUCGCAUCAUCAGGAGGAGUGAGCUGGAAGACUUUUCAGUGCUAUUGCAGCCACACCAAAAGGCGACAAUAGCCGAUGGAAGCACAAUAUUGGACAGAGCUGUAGUGGAGCACAAUUUGUUGUCAGCCAGCAAACUUUACAACAACAUCACAUUUGAAGAGCUGGGUGCUCUGCUGGAAAUACCAUCAUCUAAGGCAGAGAAAAUAGCUUCACAGAUGAUCACUGAAAGCAGAAUGAAUGGCUACAUUGACCAGAUUGAUUCUAUUGUCAAUUUUGAAAGCCGUGAGAUCUUACCAUCGUGGAACCAACAGAUCGAGAGUCUCUGCUUCCAGGUGAACAACAUCAUUGAGAAGAUUGGUUCCGUUGCACCCAACUGGAUGAGUCGGGCAUUAGAAGAGCACAUGACCACAUAAAUCUGAUCUUGGACUUGUCCUUUUCACCAAGUUUCUUCCUAAAACCUCCAGUCGCUUGCCUAAGCUGUUAGAUACCUAAGCAGACUUGUUUCUCACUACACCUUUUCCGCUAGGGCGGCAGUUGGGACAGUAAAGAGCAUUCAUUUUGAGCCAGCUACACUUACCUUCCUCAAUUGUGCUAGGUACAUGUACAGGUAGGUCCAUUGUUUAAAAGAACACUCAUUACCAAGUUUCCCUCAUUGACAAAUCUGAAAAUGUCCAACUUUCUGGCAGAUGACAUAUGGCAGAUGACGCUGGCUCUUCUUUAUGUGCCUGCACAGUGCAUUGACAGCACUUCUGCAGUCAGCAGUAACUGCAGCAUCAGGAAGUUGUGAGCUAGCUGCUUGAAUGUCCCUACCUUUCACUUGAGAUGCUGUGAAAAGCUUGCUGGCCAAAUUUUUCACUGACGACUGAACCUAAUAGUUAACAGUAUACAGUCUAAUGCAAUUUGUACAUGCAUAAAGUGGUAAUGACCACCUAGUUAAUAGCUGCUACAUAAUGGAAGUGGGAAGCAUUUAUAAGCCAAGUUCUACCAAAGGACUAGAUGAAUUUUUUUUAGAGUACAGCUCUUAGGCACAAAUUCCUGCUGCGAACGUUGGCGUCGUACCUUGUAACCGAGCAAAAGAUGAGAGUGAACACGGAUCGCAGCGGGUGAUGAAAGACUGCGAGAGCAAAGAUAGCGCGAGGAGGAAAGCAGAGAAGGUUGCAGUGGAAUCAUGAGGCAGAGAGCGGAUGAAGAGGGUAUGGCGAAAGCGUGAGAAGAAAAGCAUAGGGCCGCUCAAGACGAACUAUGCCAACGAUGGCUACGAGGUGGCACCAAGUAGCUCACGUCGUUAGGGUGCCUCGAUGCGCUCGCUUGCCUCCGCUCCAUUCGCGGGGGCGCGCAUCGAAGCACUCUAUGUGUCGUCUGUUCCCCAAAGCGCUGCAUGAGCGCAAGGAAGCCUGUCUGCUGCGGCUGCUGUGAAUUGCGCCCACGUGUCAGCCAUGCGCUGCGUCUCGCGAUCUCUCGAUUAGCGAGGAAGUCGUGCCACACGUCACUCCGUUUGGAACGUGCCGCACGAGACAUUGUCUGCGCCAAUGAAUAUAUCACGAAAUGAAAAUACGUAUAGAGCUGCACCCAAAUUUUGCAUUAAAG
This is a messenger RNA of Dermacentor silvarum, 1873 nucleotides long. Its product is annotated as COP9 signalosome complex subunit 4. The record is from RefSeq and is a predicted model, not a curated record. Gene Ontology annotation, cellular component: COP9 signalosome; cytosol. Lineage: Eukaryota; Metazoa; Arthropoda; Arachnida; Ixodida; Ixodidae. Bases 16 to 699 code for a protein of 227 amino acids. The transcript has 6 exons.